UUCACACAGCGCUCUGAGAGGAAGCCUACAGCGGACGCAACACGCCGAACAGGUCCAUCUGAGGUUCUCCGUCUUCCUCUGUGCUACACGCCUAACCAACAGGAUCCUACACGCAGAUCUCAUCAGGUGUUUAUCACACUGAGAGACUCUUCCGGGCCCUGAAGCCGCCUCCUAAGUACGUCACCAAUCAUCACUGGAGUACCACCACCUAGACAGGAGUAAGGAGUGAACCCCUCCCCUCUGAUUCAGAUGGCAGACGGUCGGCAGCCCGAGGACAGCGGCCCCCAGUGGUCAUCUCCGGGAGCCCAGGGCUCAUCCUCCCCAGGUGGGCAUGGAGAGAACGGCUUCUCUUCCUCCUACAGGGCUUGCCAGUCUGGUGGUGGCCAUGCUGGUUCUGCCGCCUCCUACGCCAAAGAGAACGGCUUCAACGGAGACCUGACCUCUGGACACGCUGUGACUGCUGAGCAAGUGUCGGCGCGGAUCGUGCAGGAGGUUACGGCAGAGGCGGUAGCGGUACUGAAGGGUGAGCAGGAGCUCCAUCCGGACACUGCCGUCAGGCUGCCAUCAGUGGAAGACUCUGCAAACCUGCCGCCUUCACCUCCUCCGUCCCCAGCAGCGGAACAUUUUGGGCCUUUGGAUCAAGAUGUAGGGGAUGAGGAGGAAGCAGGUCCUCUCCGCCGCUUCCAAAAUUCUCGCGAGAGGUGCAAGUUCCUCGCCCCCUCCAUCUCAGUGUCUGUGCCUGAAGAUGACCCCUACCACUCUGACGAGGAAUACUAUGAGCACCCUUUAUUCAGCCCAGAGUGGACGCGCUCUGGCUCUCGCCCCCCAGGGCAGGCCGCCGCGUUUAGACAGAUCGAAGAAGAGGAGACCAUAGAGAGUCUCUCAGCUGCGGAGGAGGAAGAGGAGGAGACUUCAGAAGCCGCAGCAACAGCAGCAGCUCUAGAGGAAGAGGAGGAUGAGGAGGAGCAGUGGAGUGGGGAGGAGCCUGAGCAAGAUUCCCCACCUGAGCUCCUAGAGCGGGCAGAGGUCAUAGGCGAGGCCCAGGCUCUGCCCGGCCUGCAGGCCGAGGCUGUGGUUCACACGCAGGCAGCUACUGCUGCUGACGAGGCCCCUAAUGGGAGAUCUGAGGAGGCAGGGGGGCAAGAAAGCCUUGCGGAAGCUGUGAAGAUGGAAGCAGAGCGGCCAGAAAGCGAGAGGACAGAUCCCAUUGGCAUGGACUUCACUGAUUCCGCAAUGCAUCUAGAUGAUGAACUCCCAUCUUACCAGAGCCUUGCCAGAGACAUAGAUAUGCCAGAAAGCCCCUUUGCUCGAACAUGCCCCAUGGAGGAUUUUGAAGAGCCUCCAAGUUACCAGGGUCAUGCCAAAGAUCCAACUGAAAAGCCUGUUGCACAAAGUGGUGCUGUGAAACAGCCUUCAACCGAAGCAGGCGACCCCAGCAAUAUCCACGAGGUCCAACCAGAGCAGAUUCAAGACAAACAAAUGGAAAAAACAGCAACAGAGGGGGAUUUGAAGGACAAAUCUGGCAUGUCAGCUUAUUUUGAGACCACUACAAUUAAGAAGGAUGCUGCUGGGUCUCAAGGAGAAGGGUAUUAUGAGCUGAGUACUACAUCAGAAGAGCAAAAGGACUCUACUGGUAACCUGCCAUUUCCCGAAAUCAGCUACAGCACUUUGGCUCAAACACACUCUUUGGAAGUCGAGCCAGAUCUUCCAGAAAGUUGCGCAGACACACUACACACUUUACCAGCAGAGAGAAGAGAUGACUGCAGACUGUCUCCUGGAAAACUGGCUCUAGAUCAACGGAGUUACUCUUUGAAUAUCUCCAUUGGGGCAGCGAAUCAUGGCGAUGCCCAAGGAAGUCCCAGAAACUUCUCUCCAUUGGCCACCGACAUAAUGUCUCAUACUAGUGGGAGCCUUGACGAAUCUGCCGAUUACCUUCCUGUCACAACUCCCUCAGUGGAUAAUAUCCCUCAGUUUCCGCCACUGAUCUUGGAGACGACUGCCUCUGUCACAACUCCAUCAUCUUCACCUCCCCAAGCAACAAUCACUGAUGUAAAGACAAGUCCACAGACAGAGUCUCCAGAAUCACCUGUCCAAGCCAAAUGCUGUUAUAAAAACGGCACCGUCAUGGCCCCAGACCUGCCUGAAAUGCUGGACCUGGCGGGUGCCCGAUCAAGGUUGACGUCUGACAACACAGAACCCGAUAUUAUGAGGAGGAAGUCUGUCCCAAUGGACAUGUCCUCUAUGGUGAGUGAUUCCUUAGCGCAUUUGUUCAAAGGUGACCAGGGCAAGAUGGUUACAAAGAGAGAAAUGCAGCUAGAGGAGCAAGGAUAUUGUGUCUUUAGUGAAUACUCUGGUCCCAUGCCAUCCCCUGCAGAUGUGCACAGUCCAAUGGACUGUUCUUCUCACAUCUUCAAAACAGGGAUAUCAGAGGAAAAAGAAACUGGUCUUGAUACACUUGGAAAACAGGAAUGUCUAUCGACUGAAGAUCUGAAAGCAACAGAGGUUGUUUCACCACAGGCAGAACCAGCAAAAGAAAAAUCAAGGGAUGGAGAUCCCUUUGAAAAUGAAAGUGCACCUUCUGAAAAACCUUCUACAGAGUCUAAGCAAGAGGAGUCGGAUCUUUUGAAGACUGAACCUUUGGAAGAAAUCAAGAGUCCAACUUUACCUGAUAAUGAGAAAGGACAGUUAGACAAACAAGCUGAAACAUUCAUCACACCAAAAGUGACGGUUACUCUUGAGGAACCAAAGUCUGAUUUUGAUGCAGGUACUAAUCUCUCAGCUGAAACUGAAGCUGAAAUUGCUGCCUAUGAGAGGCAAAUUCGCAAAUUGGAGAUGGAGGACCGGCCUCUGAGUGUAGAGGAGGAGCGGGAACUCCAGGAACUCAGGGAGAAGGUGAAGAAUAAACCGGACCUUGUGCACCAGGAAGCCUAUGAGGAGGUGGAUGCAGAGGAUGCAUACCAGCUCACUGGAGCUGCAAAGGACAGAAUUGCUCGGCCCAUUAGACCAUCUCCAGCAUCUUCUGUAGAAAGUGCCACCGAUGAGGAGAAAAUGCAUGUUGGUGAGUUUGAAAAACCUAGAUCACCUGGUAAGAAAGAGGCUCUACAAACAGAUCCUAAUAGAUUAUCUCCAGUUGGCUCUUUUGAGAAAUAUUUUAGAGAGGAAAGACCUUCUGAACAGGAGGUAAAGCAGAAGGACUCAGUGGAGCCCCUCAAAGAGAAAGUUGCUGAGGAGAAACCUCAGCCAGCUCCUUCGAAGACAGAUGAGGGUUCUGUUGACACCAUAAUGACACAAGAAGUAGAGGAAGAGGUUGAGCUUGCUAAGGAGCCUGAAGAGGUUAUGCCAGAACCAAAGCCAGAUCUAAACUUGGAUGAGAAGCCAGUUGUUGAUAAAACUGAGCCAAUUGAGGUUGUAGUCGAAAAAGAGGAGGUAAAAGUGGUUGAGAAAGAAGUGGAAGAUGAGGAAGUCUUGGAUGGGGCCAAAGCUGCAGAAGACACCGUUGAGGCUCGAGCUGCAAUUGAGUCAAUAGUGACAGUAGAAGAUGAUUUCAUCACGGUGGUGCAGACCAUCGAUGAGAGCGAAGUCUCUGGACACAGUGUACGUUUCUCAGCUCCCUCUGAAGAAGAACAUCCAAAGCUCCCCCAAGAGGAGGAAGAGGAGGAGGAGUCUGUGGAAAUGGCACAGGAAGUAGAGAUGGAGGCUCCCGGAUUAGAGGAAGUUGUAGAUGUUCCAGAGCCUAUUCAGCCUUCUGUAUGUCCUGCUAAAGAGAUAGAAGUGCCAGAGAGUGAGGCCCCAACUCAAAGCUACGACGACUACAAAGAUGAAACUACCAUUGAUGACUCCAUCUUAGACAGCUCCUGGGUGGACACUCAAGAUGAUGAUAAGAGCAUGGCUACGGAGAACAUUGAGCCUCUUCCCAGAGUGAUGAGCCCUGUCAAGAAACCUCCUGCAGAGAAACCAAUCAAACAGAGGGCUAAAGGUGGCAGGGCAAAAGGACGAAUCACCACCCCUGAACGUAAACCUGUUCGCAAGGAGCCGGUACCCAUCCAGAAAGAGGAGCUAAAGAAGAAAAAAGCUCUGAUUAAGAAGGCUGAGUUCACAAAAAAAUCUGAUAUUCAGACGUGCUCUCCUUCCCGGAAGAGUGUGUUAAAGGCUACCGUAAGGCACCCUAGAUCUACCCAACAUCACGCGUGUGUUAAACGGAAACCCACAGUGUCUGCAGAUGGCCGACUGCCCUUCAGUGUGGCCAGGCAUUCCAGAGAUCGGUGCUUAAAAGAUUUGCUUUCAGCUGUGAAGAUGGAAGCAGAGCGGCCAGAAAGCGAGAGGACAGAUCCCAUUGGCAUGGACUUCACUGAUUCCGCAAUGCAUCUAGAUGAUGAACUCCCAUCUUACCAGAGCCUUGCCAGAGACAUAGAUAUGCCAGAAAGCCCCUUUGCUCGAACAUGCCCCAUGGAGGAUUUUGAAGAGCCUCCAAGUUACCAGGGUCAUGCCAAAGAUCCAACUGAAAAGCCUGUUGCACAAAGUGGUGCUGUGAAACAGCCUUCAACCGAAGCAGGCGACCCCAGCAAUAUCCACGAGGUCCAACCAGAGCAGAUUCAAGACAAACAAAUGGAAAAAACAGCAACAGAGGGGGAUUUGAAGGACAAAUCUGGCAUGUCAGCUUAUUUUGAGACCACUACAAUUAAGAAGGAUGCUGCUGGGUCUCAAGGAGAAGGGUAUUAUGAGCUGAGUACUACAUCAGAAGAGCAAAAGGACUCUACUGGUAACCUGCCAUUUCCCGAAAUCAGCUACAGCACUUUGGCUCAAACACACUCUUUGGAAGUCGAGCCAGAUCUUCCAGAAAGUUGCGCAGACACACUACACACUUUACCAGCAGAGAGAAGAGAUGACUGCAGACUGUCUCCUGGAAAACUGGCUCUAGAUCAACGGAGUUACUCUUUGAAUAUCUCCAUUGGGGCAGCGAAUCAUGGCGAUGCCCAAGGAAGUCCCAGAAACUUCUCUCCAUUGGCCACCGACAUAAUGUCUCAUACUAGUGGGAGCCUUGACGAAUCUGCCGAUUACCUUCCUGUCACAACUCCCUCAGUGGAUAAUAUCCCUCAGUUUCCGCCACUGAUCUUGGAGACGACUGCCUCUGUCACAACUCCAUCAUCUUCACCUCCCCAAGCAACAAUCACUGAUGUAAAGACAAGUCCACAGACAGAGUCUCCAGAAUCACCUGUCCAAGCCAAAUGCUGUUAUAAAAACGGCACCGUCAUGGCCCCAGACCUGCCUGAAAUGCUGGACCUGGCGGGUGCCCGAUCAAGGUUGACGUCUGACAACACAGAACCCGAUAUUAUGAGGAGGAAGUCUGUCCCAAUGGACAUGUCCUCUAUGGUGAGUGAUUCCUUAGCGCAUUUGUUCAAAGGUGACCAGGGCAAGAUGGUUACAAAGAGAGAAAUGCAGCUAGAGGAGCAAGGAUAUUGUGUCUUUAGUGAAUACUCUGGUCCCAUGCCAUCCCCUGCAGAUGUGCACAGUCCAAUGGACUGUUCUUCUCACAUCUUCAAAACAGGGAUAUCAGAGGAAAAAGAAACUGGUCUUGAUACACUUGGAAAACAGGAAUGUCUAUCGACUGAAGAUCUGAAAGCAACAGAGGUUGUUUCACCACAGGCAGAACCAGCAAAAGAAAAAUCAAGGGAUGGAGAUCCCUUUGAAAAUGAAAGUGCACCUUCUGAAAAACCUUCUACAGAGUCUAAGCAAGAGGAGUCGGAUCUUUUGAAGACUGAACCUUUGGAAGAAAUCAAGAGUCCAACUUUACCUGAUAAUGAGAAAGGACAGUUAGACAAACAAGCUGAAACAUUCAUCACACCAAAAGUGACGGUUACUCUUGAGGAACCAAAGUCUGAUUUUGAUGCAGGUACUAAUCUCUCAGCUGAAACUGAAGCUGAAAUUGCUGCCUAUGAGAGGCAAAUUCGCAAAUUGGAGAUGGAGGACCGGCCUCUGAGUGUAGAGGAGGAGCGGGAACUCCAGGAACUCAGGGAGAAGGUGAAGAAUAAACCGGACCUUGUGCACCAGGAAGCCUAUGAGGAGGUGGAUGCAGAGGAUGCAUACCAGCUCACUGGAGCUGCAAAGGACAGAAUUGCUCGGCCCAUUAGACCAUCUCCAGCAUCUUCUGUAGAAAGUGCCACCGAUGAGGAGAAAAUGCAUGUUGGUGAGUUUGAAAAACCUAGAUCACCUGGUAAGAAAGAGGCUCUACAAACAGAUCCUAAUAGAUUAUCUCCAGUUGGCUCUUUUGAGAAAUAUUUUAGAGAGGAAAGACCUUCUGAACAGGAGGUAAAGCAGAAGGACUCAGUGGAGCCCCUCAAAGAGAAAGUUGCUGAGGAGAAACCUCAGCCAGCUCCUUCGAAGACAGAUGAGGGUUCUGUUGACACCAUAAUGACACAAGAAGUAGAGGAAGAGGUUGAGCUUGCUAAGGAGCCUGAAGAGGUUAUGCCAGAACCAAAGCCAGAUCUAAACUUGGAUGAGAAGCCAGUUGUUGAUAAAACUGAGCCAAUUGAGGUUGUAGUCGAAAAAGAGGAGGUAAAAGUGGUUGAGAAAGAAGUGGAAGAUGAGGAAGUCUUGGAUGGGGCCAAAGCUGCAGAAGACACCGUUGAGGCUCGAGCUGCAAUUGAGUCAAUAGUGACAGUAGAAGAUGAUUUCAUCACGGUGGUGCAGACCAUCGAUGAGAGCGAAGUCUCUGGACACAGUGUACGUUUCUCAGCUCCCUCUGAAGAAGCAUCCAAAGCUCCCCAAGAGGAGGAAGAGGAGGAGGAGUCUGUGGAAAUGGCACAGGAAGUAGAGAUGGAGGCUCCCGGAUUAGAGGAAGUUGUAGAUGUUCCAGAGCCUAUUCAGCCUUCUGUAUGUCCUGCUAAAGAGAUAGAAGUGCCAGAGAGUGAGGCCCCAACUCAAAGCUACGACGACUACAAAGAUGAAACUACCAUUGAUGACUCCAUCUUAGACAGCUCCUGGGUGGACACUCAAGAUGAUGAUAAGAGCAUGGCUACGGAGAACAUUGAGCCUCUUCCCAGAGUGAUGAGCCCUGUCAAGAAACCUCCUGCAGAGAAACCAAUCAAACAGAGGGCUAAAGGUGGCAGGGCAAAAGGACGAAUUACCACCCCUGAACGUAAACCUGUUCGCAAGGAGCCGGUACCCAUCCAGAAAGAGGAGCUAAAGAAGAAAAAAGCUCUGAUUAAGAAGGCUGAGUUCACAAAAAAAUCUGAUAUUCAGACGUGCUCUCCUUCCCGGAAGAGUGUGUUAAAGGCUACCGUAAGGCACCCUAGAUCUACCCAACAUCACGCGUGUGUUAAACGGAAACCCACAGUGUCUGCAGAUGGCCGACUGCCCUUCAGUGUGGCCAGGCAUUCCAGAGAUCGGACCUCCAAUCCCACAACACUAACAAAGAUCCCUACCUCUAAAAUCCGGGCAGAGGCUUUGUUGCCGGCCCGGCCGAACUCCGCCAGCUCCUCCAAUAAAAGGAGCCCGUUGGUCGAGGCAGAUCUUUAUGAGCCCCGUCCUUCUUCAGCGGGCCCACAAGUAUCGCUAAAUAUAUAUGUUGUAAAGGAUGGUGGUUCUCGGAGCCCAGAGAAGAGGUCAUCCCUGCCACGUCCAGCAUCCAUACUAAGCCGUCGCCCACACAUGGCUGAGCACGAGGAGAGUUCCACUUCCAUUACCAGUUCUGGGUCCACAGCACCACGCAGGCCCACAUCAUUCCGUACUGAAGUCAAAGCAGAGCGCAGGACAGGCAGGUCUCAUAGUAUGACAGGCACAGAGUCUGCUCGGUCCCGCUCGGCCCGCAGUGGCACCUCCACACCCCGCACCCCCGGGUCCACGGCCAUCACCCCUGGUACCCCUCCCAGCUACUCUUGCCGUACUCCGGGAACCCCCCGCACUCCGGGCACCCCCAAAUCCCUCAGCCUGCUGUCACAGGAGAAGAAAGUGGCCAUCAUCCGCACACCUCCAAAAUCUCCGGCAACCACACCCAAACAGCUGCGUGUCCUUAACCAGCCGCUGCCUGACCUCAAGAACGUCAGAUCCAAGAUCGGUUCCAUUGACAACAUCAAGUACCAGCCCAAGGGGGGCCAGAUUCAAAUUUUAAACAAGAAGCUGGACUUCAGUCACGUACAGUCAAAGUGUGGAUCCAAGGAUAAUCUGAGGCAUUCGCCCCGUGGAGGCAAUGUUCACAUUCAAUCUAAGAAGAUUGAUCUUAGUCAUGUGACCUCCAAGUGUGGAUCAUUGGACAACAUCCGCCACAGGCCAGGAGGUGGUCAUGUGCGGAUUGAGAGUGUGAAGCUGGACUUCAGAGAAAAAGCCCAUGCAAAGGUAGGCUCACUGGACAAUGCCCACCACACACCAGGAGGAGGCCACGUACAGAUCGAAAGCCACAAGCUGUUGUUCCGAGACGCAGCCAAAGCACGUGUGGAUCACGGGGCAGAGAUUGUAAUCGAGACGCUCGGGCUGUCAGGCGGCACCUCUCCUCACCGGCACAGCCACAUGUCCUCGUCCGGGAGCAUCAACAUGCUGGAGUCUCCACAGCUGGCCACGCUGGCCGACGAUGUGACCGCCGCCCUGGCCAAACAAGGCUUGUGAAUCGUUCAAUCGAAUUCCCUCCACUCAAUCUACAGUAGUCCCCUUCAUUGGUGUCACGGUUGACCCUUCCUCCCGCCGCUAUUUAAUGAAGACUACAAAUUUCACUUCCCAUCUGGAAAAAAAAAGCAUUUUAUCUGUUUUUUUUUGUUUGUUUGUUUGUUUUUUUGGUCAAUUUUAAUGAAUAACGACUUGUUAGAACUAGAGACCAGUGCUUUUUAUUACCCAUGUUACAUGUGACUUUUUAUGAUUGUGUACAGACGGUGGCCUCAACUGCUGGUUUAGGGUCAGUGUCAGGUGUGUUGCAAAAGUCGGUCGAACUGAAUUUUUUAUACACGGGAAUGUGGCGCGACGGUACCAUUCUGCACGUGAUUCUUUUGCCCAUUCAGUGCAUGGACUCUAAAACAUCUCAAGUACGAUCAAACACAAUAUACACUAUAAGGGAAUAUAUUUAUAAGUAUACCAGCUCUUUGUCUCGACAUCUCAUGCUCAAUUGAAAAAAAAAACAAACGAUUACUCCUUCGAUAAGUUAUUCCUGUACUAUUGCAUUUAAAAAAAACAAAAAACAACUAGAUAGUAUGACGAGCAUGUAUUCUAGUACACAAAAGAGGCUAUUUUCUAUUUCAAGGGA
Pimephales promelas (fathead minnow) is the source of this 9226-nucleotide messenger RNA. The record is from RefSeq and is a predicted model, not a curated record. Lineage: Eukaryota; Metazoa; Chordata; Actinopteri; Cypriniformes; Leuciscidae.